CUUGUCUUUAUUUCACUCUCUCUAAUCUCUUUACCCUUCUCUCUUUCUCUGCUUUGCAUAUGUAUAGUCUAUAGGGAUGUGAAGCGGGUGAUUUUUGUCACCUAUUCUAAUAUUAAUUAAAACAUUCAAUUAUUUUGUGCAUGUUUUCCGCAUAUUUUGUGUAGGUUAAGAUCUCUGCUCAUGAAGUGAAAUCUAGGGUUUUACCCCUUCAUUUUCAACAUCAAUUUAGGAAAAUUCCUCAGAAUCAACUGCCUUCACCCUUCAGUCUCUUCAGUGCUGUAAAUGGUUGCUGGAACAUUAUCAUUCUGCUUUUGAUUGUUGUUUACUAGCUGAAAAUGACAAAUGAAGAAAUUUUAAAGGCUGUUUUCCCUUUAUUGGAUGGAGUAGACCUUGCUUCCUGUAUGGUGGUGUCUAAGCAAUGGAAAGACAUAGCACGGGAUGAUUACUUCUGGAAAUGUUUAUGUGCAAGGAGGUGGCCUUCAAUUUGCAAGCGACCUAAUCCUCCCACUGUAACCUACUUCAAACUAUAUCAGACCUUUUAUAAACGGCAGCAGCGUCGAACUCUUUUGCCACCAAGACUUUCUUUGGACGAUUUGGAAUUUUUCAUUGACAUUUGGACUGAGUAUAAAUUGAUUUUCUCUGAAGUGGUCCCAGGCCCUGUCUUCCAGAAUGGAAUCAAGAUUCCACCACCGGGAAUUUCAGACAUGCUACGAUAUCAUCUUGAGGACCCUGAAUACAAGAUGACUAUACCUGUUGAGCCAAGGUUUACUAUUCCUUGGAGCCAGACAGUGACUGCUUCAGUGCUUGUGGGACGGAAGGAUUCCAACAGAGUUGCUUGUAUAAUUAAUAAAUCUAGGUUUGAUUACAUAGAUCGAUCAUCCCACAGGGCUCAUGCAUUUGAGUAUCUUGACUUCGCCCCUGCUUACCCUUUCACUUCUGGAAUCCGAGCAUGGAUUUCUUUGCAUUUCAUGGAAGAUGGAAAUGAAGGUGUCCUUGAUGUUUUUGGGCUUGAAAUGGAUUUCUGUGAAGCUGCAAGCACCAAGGAAGAGGUCCUGUGGUUGCUAGACAUGCUAGAUUGGAAGUGAAUGCCAAAGCCAAGAAAUUGAAGCAUCAAACUUUGGUUCAAACUAGUUAUCCAUCUGUAUUCGAGUCUUAGCUAUUUCGCCUAUCUUGUGGAGGGGUGUCUGUGGAGAGUUGUUUGAAUUCCCUCCCUCACCUUCCUUGCAGAGACUGUCCCAAGUGGUUCAAGUUUCAUGCAUGUUCAAAGUCUGUACAUACCUUUUAAAUAUUAUAGCUGCCAAUAAAUACUGAACUUUGUAAUCAAUUCCUGCACAUUCUGAGGUUAGAUGGCUAUCCUUCUUAAGAAGGUGCAAUCCUUGGAUUGUGUUUUGUACUGUGUGAUACAUUAUGAACAAUGUAAUAAAAUCUUUGAAUA
Molecule: messenger RNA, 1435 nt
Organism: Pistacia vera
Lineage: Eukaryota; Viridiplantae; Streptophyta; Magnoliopsida; Sapindales; Anacardiaceae
Product: F-box protein At5g39250-like
Exons: 2
Coding region: 336-1085 (249 amino acids)
Molecular function (GO): protein binding
Source: RefSeq, a predicted model, not a curated record